This is a messenger RNA of Terrapene triunguis (Three-toed box turtle), 1125 nucleotides long. RefSeq names its product zinc finger protein 239-like. The transcript has a single exon. Gene Ontology annotation, molecular function: DNA-binding transcription factor activity, RNA polymerase II-specific; RNA polymerase II cis-regulatory region sequence-specific DNA binding. Lineage: Eukaryota; Metazoa; Chordata; Testudines; Emydidae. The record is from RefSeq and is a predicted model, not a curated record. Bases 142 to 1098 code for a protein of 318 amino acids. Gene Ontology annotation, biological process: regulation of transcription by RNA polymerase II.
GCAGGCGAGGGGCUGGUGAGCGAGACCGAGGAGAAUCCCGAACAGGACAGUCCGGAGCCAGCAGAACUGUAUGGGACGUUCCCGGGACGUUCCCAGAGCCCUCAGCGGGGAGCGGCCUGCGAGCGUCAGGAAGACAAUGCCAUGGCGGAGAGAGCGGGUGAGUCCGCACUGUAUGGGGCGGAUUUUACAGGCCCCCACGGGACCGUGGCCCAGCCCAGAGCCUCCCCGGGAGACAGACUCUUCACGUGUCCCGAGUGCGGGAAGGGCUUCGGCCAGAGCGCGCACCUCAUCCGGCACCAGACGGUGCACACGGGGGAGCGGCCCUACAAGUGCCCUGAGUGCGGGAAGGGCUUCAGCCAGAGCUCGGACCUGACCACGCACCGGCGCGUCCACACGGGCGAGGAGCCCUACGCCUGCGCCGAGUGCGGCAAGCGCUUCGCCCAGAGCUCCAACCUGAUCCGGCACCAGCGCACCCACACGGCCGAGACCCCCUACCGCUGCCCCGACUGCGGCAAGCGCUUCCGCCGCAGCUCCCACCUCGUCAUGCACCAGCGCACCCACACCGGGGAGCGCCCCUACCGCUGCCCCGACUGCGGCAAGCGCUUCAGCCACAGCUCCCACCUGCACCGGCACCAGCGCAUCCACACGGGCGAGCGCCCCUACAAGUGCCCCGACUGCGGGAAGAGCUUCGGCGUCAAGUCCACCCUGGUGACGCACCGGCGGGUGCACACGGCCGAGCGGCCCUACGCCUGCGCCGACUGCGGCCGGGCCUUUGCCCAGAGCUCCACCCUCAACCGGCACCGGCGCACGCACGCGGCCGAGCGCCCCUACCGCUGCCCCGACUGCGGCAAGAGCUUCAUCCAGAGCUCCAACCUGGUCACCCACCUGAUCCUGCACACGGGCGAGCGCCCCUUCCACUGCCCCCGCUGCCAGAAAACCUUCAGCCAGAGCUCCAACCUCAGCCGCCACCAGAGGACUCACGCGGGGCGCCGAGCCCGCCCCUGCCCCGAGUGCGGGGAGAGCGUCCCGCGCGGCGCCGGCCUGUCCGCCCACCAGAGACGCCACGCGGGGCAGGAGACGCCCUCGCCGCCCUGCUAGGGCCAGCUGGUCCCCCUGGUACCCACC